AUGGCUACUAUCGCUCUAACCCGGCCGAUGCCGCCGCACCGCGCCUCUUCCAGCAUGCCACCCUUGAGCUCGUCUAUCAACAUUGACGUCGAUACACUGAAUGGGCAAGCAGCCCAGCCCAAUCCGCUGCCAGCAGGCCCAGUGCCGAACAAGCACAUACCCGUCUGCCCGCCGGGUCCACCGGUUGUUUCAACGACACCGUCGCCGUCUCCACCGCCAGACGAGUCCAGUCCCUCCCAGCAGUCCCUUCUCUUCCCCCCAGACCAUUACCCUCGCUUUGAGGAUGACGGGUUAGCGAUACACGACAUUGAUCCGGCCGGCGUUGCUGCAGCUGUGGACUAUAUUGCACGCCAGCCGCUACCAGACCCUUCGCUUGUCUUCCCUUGGUUUCACGGCCUCCAUCCAGUUAACCACAUGCAACAAGCGUUUUUCUCCCAACGCCGCCGUGUGAUGCGAAAAACGCCCUGCUGUCUGCGCGGGCUGACAAUUGUCAAGGCCGAUGGUCAACUCCAAGUCGCUCGCCUAAAAGGCGCCAUUGCACCCGGCGAGUUUCUACAGCCGGGUACCGCUGCCGAGUUUCUUGACCCCGACCCUAAAGAAGGUUUCUCUGUGCGGAACUUCCAGAUCCAGGCAGCCAAGACCGCCAUGACCUCAGAUAUCAUUGUGUAUGGCGACGACAGCGCUGCUGUUCGGAAAUUGGCUUGGAGAAUUGCUGCUGCCCAGAAAACCUGGCGAGACAAACAUGACAUCGAGGGAAUUGCUCUCCCCAGAUACAACACAUUUGCCUGUACAGGCGACUUUUCCGUCUUUGAGGAAUUUUAUCCUCACAUAGUGUCCGCCGAUUCGGAAGGACACAUCACUGGCAACGUCAUUGACUUCUUCCACCAGGAGCGUUCGGAAAUGUAUGCCAUGACGGUAGCUUCCGAAAUUUCACAGAAUGUCUGGCUCGGACCGACACCCGAACCGAAUUCGGAAGAGGAAACCUCGUACGACGUUUUGAUCGAGUGCAGCGACCUGGGACACUUGAAUCCUCGUGCACUGCGUGCUUUGGCAGAAACAGGCAUCCCAUCAGGAAAGAGGAUACAUCUCGACUUCCCAUCAUCGGGAACCAUCUUGCCCCCAACAUGGUCACAAAUCGAAGCGGAUGCAAUCCUCGAGUCUUGCAAGUGGAUAUACCACUUGGCUCAUGGAACAGCAAACCCAUCCCUGUUUGUAGCUCUUACGGAUGUUUCAAACGCUCCCGUUGACGACGGCCACGAUAUCACUCUGGCAGACGAAGCAGAGGAGUUACCAGCUAUAGCUGCGUCUCAACCGAAAAAGAUUCUUAUUCACUGUGCAGAUGGCUACACGGAAUCAAGUAUGCUUGGCCUUGCCUAUUUCAGUUAUAGCACUGGCCGCCCGAUCCACGAUGCCUGGCUCAAUCUCCACACAACGAAGAAACGAAAUUUUUUCGCUUAUCCAACGGAUGUGGCUCUUCUGACUGCACUUUCGUCACGGUUAUUAUGCGAGUCACCCCUAUGCGCAGAAACAGACCUUGAUUCCAUUACAGCCUCACUUCAAAACCAACCAAAAUGGUUCUCAGCACUAGAUGGAUCGUUUCCCAGCAGAGUGCUAGACUACAUGUACCUCGGAAACCUUAACCAUGCAAACAACCCCGAUCUCCUCAAGGCAUUGGGCAUAACUCAAAUCUUGAGCGUCGGGGAGAUGGCCAUGUGGCGGGAUGACGUCCUGGAAGCCUGGGGCGAAGAGAAUGUUUGUGUUGUACAAGGUGUGCAGGACAACGGAAUCGAUCCACUAACUGAUGAGUUCGAUCGCUGCCUCGAAUUUAUACAACAAGGGCACAGAAAGGGCACCGCAACGCUUGUUCACUGCCGCGUUGGCGUAUCGAGAAGUGCAACGAUUUGUAUCGCAGAAGUCAUGCGGUCAAUGAAGCUGUCCUUGCCUAGAGCAUAUUGUUUUGUGCGUGCACGACGCUUGAACGUCAUAAUCCAGCCGCAUCUCCGGUUUGCCUACGAGCUUCUCAAAUGGGAGGAAAUGCUUCGGCAGAACCAGAUGAUAGGUGACUCCACUGCCAACAGUUGCAAAGCUGGUAUCAGGAGAGAGCUCGAAUGGGGCGAAAUCGCACGCGAGGUGGCACUGAUGAACCAGCCUUACGUUCGAUGA
This is a messenger RNA of Sporothrix schenckii 1099-18, 2163 nucleotides long. RefSeq names its product Dual specificity phosphatase, catalytic domain containing protein. Gene Ontology annotation, molecular function: protein tyrosine/serine/threonine phosphatase activity. Gene Ontology annotation, biological process: protein dephosphorylation; nuclear DNA replication. The coding region runs from base 1 to 2163 and encodes 720 amino acids. The transcript has 2 exons. NCBI's taxonomy places the organism in Eukaryota, Fungi, Ascomycota, Sordariomycetes, Ophiostomatales, Ophiostomataceae. The record is from RefSeq and is a predicted model, not a curated record.